Molecule: messenger RNA, 5077 nt
Organism: Drosophila yakuba
Lineage: Eukaryota; Metazoa; Arthropoda; Insecta; Diptera; Drosophilidae
Gene: kirre
Product: irregular chiasm C-roughest protein
Exons: 6
Coding region: 843-3731 (962 amino acids)
Biological process (GO): cell-cell adhesion
Cellular component (GO): cell-cell junction
Molecular function (GO): cell adhesion molecule binding
Source: RefSeq, a predicted model, not a curated record
UUUUUAGUACGUGUUCCGAUGUCGAGUAAUUCGGUUGCGUGACGCUCGCAGCAACAACAAGCCAUCAAUACAACAACAACAGCAACAACAGCAGCAGAAGCAGCAGCAAACACAACAAGCUACAUUUUAAAUAACAAAACAGCCACAAACCAAAUACUGCAUCCAACACAAUACGAAAUAAACAACAUAACAUCUAAUGCCAGCAACCAAAUUUUUUUGAAAGUGCAAUCUGUGUUUGUUCCUAGAAUUCAUGAAGUCUAUAAUUUAAGUUCGAAGAAACCAUGCCGAAAAAUCGCAAAAUAAAAUCCUUAAAAUAUCUACGAAAAAUCUAAAAAAAAAAUAAUUAAAAAAUCACUAAAAAUUGCGCAAUAAAUCUGAAAGUAACAAAAAAAAUUAAUUACUUUUUUUUGUUAUUGUGUGUGCCUGUGUUGUUAAAUGGUGUGCGUGUUGGCCAACUUCCUGUGCAACCGGUCUGCAAAAGAGAAGUAUCCAGCCCAUUCAUUCAGCAUCCGACGCAAGUUGCACCUGCAGCAAAAAAAAACAACAACAAAAAAUACGCAACACAACUAAAAAAAAUAGUAAAGAGGAGCGUUUUCUAGACGUAGAAGUUGGCGACAUAAACCCGUUUCUUGAGUGAAGGAAACAGCAGCGCCUCCAAGGCCAAACACAAUAUCCACUUAAAAAAAAAAUAAAUAAAAAAAAAAAUAAAAAAAAAAUACAAAAAACACGUCGCAGGACCGCGAAAAACAAAAAAGGCUGAGAAAAAAACACAGCAGCGAGCAACUUUCCACAUUUUUCCUGGGCAUUUUCCUUUAUGCUGAGUUAACAAUUUGGCGCUGAAAAUGAAGAGAAUGCGCAGCAGUCGCCUUCUGGUGCUGCCACUGAUCCUUGUGCUGAUCCUGACGCUGCUCCUCCAACCGAUUGCCGUCCACGCCAAGUCAAAGAAGAAUAAGUCCAGCCAGAGCUCGCACCAUGGUGACUCCUCAUCCUCCUCCUCAUCAUCAUCCUCAUCCUCCUCCUCGUCAAGUGCCUCCGCAGCGGCAGCGGCGGAUGAGAGCAAAUCGAAGGGCGCAGACAAUGGGGGUCAGCACUUUGCCAUGGAGCCGCAGGACCAGACGGCCGUCGUCGGCUCCCGUGUGACGUUGCCCUGCCGGGUGAUGGAGAAGGUGGGUGCGCUGCAGUGGACGAAGGACGACUUCGGACUGGGCCAGCAUCGCAAUCUCAGUGGCUUCGAGCGCUACUCCAUGGUGGGCAGCGAUGAGGAGGGCGACUUCUCACUGGACAUCUAUCCCCUGAUGCUGGACGACGACGCCAAGUACCAGUGCCAAGUGGGUCCCGGUCCGCAGGGCGAGCAGGGCAUUCGUUCCCGAUUCGCAAAGCUAACGGUGCUCGUGCCGCCGGAGGCACCGAAAAUCACCCAAGGCGACUACCUGGUGACCACCGAGGAUCGUGAGAUCGAACUGGAGUGCGUGUCGCAGGGUGGCAAGCCCGCCGCCGAAAUCACCUGGAUCGAUGGCCUGGGCAAUGUGCUCACCAAGGGCAUCGAGUAUGUCAAGGAACCGCUGGCCGAUUCGCGUCGCAUCACGGCCAGAUCCAUACUGAAACUGGCGCCCAAGAAGGAGCAUCACAACACAACGUUCACGUGCCAGGCGCAAAACACCGCCGAUCGCACUUACAGAUCGGCGAAACUGCUGCUCGAGGUGAAGUAUGCGCCCAAGGUCAGCGUUUCGGUGGUGGGCGGUGCACUGGCGGGUGGCAAAAUUCCCGAGGGCGCCGAGGUGAUCCUCAGCUGCCAGGCGGACGCCAAUCCGCAUGAGCUCAGCUAUCGCUGGUUCAUCAACGACGAGCUCAUGACCGGCGACUUUACCACCAAAAUGAUCAUUCACAAUGUUUCGCGGCAGUAUCACGAUGCAAGUGUCAAGUGCGAGGUGGUCAAUGCGGUGGGCAAGAGCGAGCAGAGCAAGAAGCUGGACAUAAGCUUUGGCCCAGUUUUCCGCCAGCGUCCCGUCAGCGUGGAGGCCGAUCUGGGCGCCACUGUGAGCAUGCGCUGCGAUGUGGCCGGCAAUCCGGAGCCCGAAAUCGAGUGGAUCAGCGAGAACUCCGACCAGGUGGUUGGCGUGGCAGCGGAACUGAAGCUGAAGGUGAGCAGCGAGACGGCGGGUCGCUACUUCUGCAAGGCGGUGGUCAAUGGGUUUCCGGAAAUCGGAGCCGAGGCAACGCUGUACGUGAAGCGAGCACCGAUCAUCACCUCGCACAAGGUGCAGUUUGGCGGAGUUGGCGGUCGCGUGAAGAUCGAUUGUCUGGCGUUCAGCAUACCGAAGGCGGAACACAUACUGUGGUCCUUCGAGGGCAAGAUCAUCAACAUGAGCAGCGCCGAUCCGGAUAUCUACAUCUUCGAGGAGCAUCAUUUGCCGGAGGGCGUGCGUGCCGCGCUGAUAAUACGCGAUAGCAAGGCGACGCACUUUGGCAAGUACAAUUGCACGGUGAUGAAUUCGUAUGGCGGUGAUUCGCUGGUCAUAACACUGCUGCGCGAACCGGGCAACAUACCCGUGCUCCUGGUCGUCAUGGGCUCCAUGUUCUGCGUGGCCAUCAUCCUGAUGAUCGUGAUGAUCAUCAUUGUGUACCGCAAGCGGCGCAGCCGCAAGAAGCCAAUGCCAGCGGACGUGAUACCGGAGGCGUCGCGCGGCGGUGAUAAACUCAACGAACUGAAGAGCGAGCUGCGUGCGAAGGCCUAUGACGUGGAGUAUUCGGAGGCGGGCGGCGAUGGCCUGGCCAUCAAUCUCACCCAAUCCCCGAUGCCCGAUGUCCAGAUAAAGGGCGCCACACUGGGUGUGCCACUUGCGGGCCCGGUGAAAUUCGAUGAGCGCUUUGCGGGCGACUUUGGCGGCGAUCGCUACAAUCGCCAGUGUCACAUCAAGAAUCUGAAGAACCAGCAGGAGCCAACCGCCUACAAGGGCAGUCCACAGACGCAGGCCAAUGGCUAUGCCCACUACUUUGAGUACGCCCUGGACUACAGUCCGCCGGGCGAGGGCGCUGGCGUGGUUGUGAGCGGCGGUGGUGGCGGUGGUGGCGGUGGUGGCUGUGGUGGUGGCAAGCUUAAGAACGGUGGCAUGAACUCGGCCACGCUGCCGCACUCGGCGGCCACCGUGAAUGGGGGCGGUGCUGGCACUGGGGGUGGGGCAAGUCUGCCGCGCAACCAGCGACACGAGAUUCAACAAUCGCAGCAGACAAACGGAUUUCUCGGACAACCGCUGCUGCAGAACGGCAUCGACAGCCGCUUCAGCGCCAUCUACGGUAAUCCCUACCUAAGGACGAACUCCUCGCUGCUGCCACCGCUGCCGCCGCCGAGCACCGCCAAUCCGGCGGCCACACCCGCCCCGCCCCCCUAUCAUGCCGCCCGCCACGGCCACGCCCACCACGCCAAUGGCGGACUCAAGCAUUUUGUGGGCGGUGCCGUGAUCACCACAAGUCCCGUUGCCAAUGUGAACAGCAAUAGCGGCGUGGGCGUGGGCGGUAGCUCGACGCCCAUCGGCGUUGGGGGCGUGGCAGCGGGAGGUGGCAGCGUCAGCGGCAGCAGUUCGAACUUGACCGCCAGCAGCAACACACUGGCGGCCACGCCCCUCGGCGGCGGCAACGGCGGCCAGUGCGCCCAGAGUCCGUCCGGCCAGUUCAUACUGUCCAACAAUGGCAAAGGACACACGCAGAAAGGACCUCUGGCCACUCACGUCUAAGCUCGCACAGGGAGAAGGAUAUAUACAGAUAUAUAUAUAGAGAUAUAUAUAUGUGGAAGGCACUAGCAUAACUCGUAAAUGUAUUGAAAAGCAGAACUUCUAGUGUGUAAACUUUUUUUUGUCCAUCGAUAUUAGCGUAAUUCCGGUUCCGGUUCAAGUGGUGUGGACCACUUUUCGCAAAGGUCUUGUGUGGCAUCAACUAACUUCGAUAUAUAUAGAUAUAUUAAUGUCUUGGCUGAAAUGUAACUUCAUUCGUUUGUAAAUUUUUGUAUCGUACAGACCCCAAGAUGAAAGAGUUCAAUACCCUUGAGUAAAAAACUUAACCAUGCAAAUAUGUGUAAACAAAAAAAAAAGAAAACAGAAAACAAGAAGAAAACAAAAACCGUAUUGUGAUUUAUAGCGUUAAUUAUUUUAUGGCUGAGACUCGAUGAGUUUCGGCAAAUGGCAAAUUAUAUAAACUAGUGCAAAUCUUAAGCUACUUAUCGAGUAAAAAAAACGUAUAUCAAUUAAACACGAAACGUAUCGAACAGAAAUGAAACAAAAAGAAAAACAAAAACAGAAGCAUAUACAUAACAUAUACAUAAACAUAAACCAACUACAAAACUUCAAAAGUUCAUUUUAAAAAAAGAGCGAGUUGCAUACAAUUUUAAAGAAAACCGAAAAUCAAUUCACUUAUAUAAAUUAUAAAAAAGAAAAAAGCCUGUAGUUAGUUUGAAGUAAAAAGAUGAAAAGCUAACAUAAAAAUGAGAAAUGAGAAGAGUAAAUGCAAAUGCAGCAAGCAAAAACAAUUUUCUAAGCCAAAAUUUAUCAAAUUUUUAGACUUAAUUACGUUUACGUAUAUACAAAACGAAACGAAACAAAAUGAAUGCAGUGAGAGAAACGUUUAGAGUAAGAGUGCUGCGUUUGACCUGUGACCCGGUCAAGAAGAGCCAAAAGCUAAAUAUCAAAAAAAAUCCGCCAUUACUUUGCACCAACACUCACAUUGAAUCUGAAAUUAAAUCUAUAUUUUUAAGGGCAUGCUACAGUAUUAUGACAAUUUUAAAAACAAAAUCCCAAGCCGCAAAUAGCUGAAAAAUAUGUCCAAAUAUUGGUGAUCGCAGUGAAUAGAAUAAAACUAGAACCACCAACUCAGUUCCCACUUUUUAACUUGAUCGGGUUUUCAGGAACAGGACAUCCAUGUGAAAACUUGAAUAUUUUUUUUUGUCUAGCCGUAAGCGAGUAAAUGAUAUUUGAACUUAAAUCAAUUAUGUAAAGAAGCAAAUGAAUUAUUGUAUAUCGUAUAUAUAUAAAUAUAUAUAGAGCAUAAAUGUGUAUGUCAACGCUUAAAUUAAAUGACUAGCUAAGAA